AUGCUGCCUGCCACCUUCAAACUUUGUGCCGGCAUCUCCUACCGGCAUAUGAGAAACAUGACAGGUUUGAGGAAGAGUGCCAUGGUGGCCUUUCACCAUGAGCUGAACAGACUGGCAGGUCCGGGCCCCACUACCUGGAUCAACCAUGUUCGCAGACGAAGCUCCCUGCUCAGUUCUCGGAUUAAAGAGGAGAAUGGAUACAAUGAGGAGGAGAUGUCUUAUGUGAAGCAAGGUGAGGAUGCUCUGCAGAAGGCCAUCAACAUCCUCGGCGAGCAGGAUGGCUGGACCACUGAGACUAUAGCUGCAAAUGGAGACAAAGUCCUGAGUAAGGUGUUGCCUGACAUUGGGAAAGUGUUCAAGCUGGAGGUGAUGCUGGAGCAACAUCCUGACAAUCUUUAUGAGGAGCUGGUGGGGAACAUGGAGCAAAUGGGGGAAUGGAACCCUAACGUCAAACAGGUCAAGAUCCUCCAAAAGAUCGGCAAGGACACGAUGGUUACUCAUGAGGAGUCUGCAGAGAUGCCUGGCAAUAUUGUGGGACCAAGGGACUUUGUCAGUGUCCGCUGUGCCAAACGCAGAGGCUCCGCCUGCUUCCUGGCUGGGAUGUCCACUCAGCAUCCAAAAAUGCCUGAGCAGAGGGGGGUAGUCCGGGCGGAGAAUGGGCCUACUUGUAUAGUGUUGAAGCCGUGUGCUGAAGACCCGAAUAAGACCAAGUUCACCUGGUUACUGAGCAUAGAUCUAAAGGGCUGGAUCCCAAAGACAAUCAUAAACAAAGUGCUCUCUCAGACGCAGGUGGACUUUGCCAACCACCUCAGGCAAAGGAUGGUUAAUAAUGUUUCUAUGGAGAUGGCUCAUGCCUGCUGACACAAGAUGCCUCUUGAGCUUUGGCACAGUGCACUCAACGGUGGCAGAAAAAGCAACCCCUGCUCAUUAAAAACCACAUGAAUCUGCUGAAAGCUGCUGAACAAAAUAAUAGAGGAAUCCAGAGAGUACUGAGGAGAUGAGAUGAAGGUGAUGCUCGUCUGAGAUCUUUGGAAAAAAUCCUCAGCACAAAUGCUUGUCUUCGAUUGACAAAUGUGUGUUUUUCUUUCCCAGAUGAAUGAAAAAUCUGUUAUGAGAAUUUGCAUCAAUGAAACCAAUCUUACACACUCAUCCACAUCACUCUGCUGCACCUUGGUGGACACACAGAGCCAGUGUGAACAAUAAAACACAAGCGGCACAUUGUUUCUCUCUGAUGACA
Molecule: messenger RNA, 1237 nt
Organism: Paralichthys olivaceus (Japanese flounder)
Lineage: Eukaryota; Metazoa; Chordata; Actinopteri; Pleuronectiformes; Paralichthyidae
Gene: star
Product: steroidogenic acute regulatory protein
Biological process (GO): steroid biosynthetic process; regulation of steroid biosynthetic process; intracellular cholesterol transport
Cellular component (GO): mitochondrion
Molecular function (GO): cholesterol binding; cholesterol transfer activity
Source: RefSeq, a predicted model, not a curated record